AUGCCAGUGACUUUCCUCCAGUGAGCGGGCUCUCCCCUCCCUGCCAUGUGCCGGAGUGGGAGGUGUGUGUGUGUGCAGAUGAUGGAGCCGGCUGGACUUCCUUGUUUAGCUUUGCCCAGUAGCAGGCCUGGCUCCUCACCAUGAAGACAGUGGGCCCGGCCCGGCUGACAUAGGAAGUGUUGGCAGUGUGUUGUUAGUGGAGUGCACGCAGCGUGGACGGCUCUGGGAUUUGCUGACUGACUGAGCGACCAUGGGCUGAGUGCGGAGCGGACGGUAGAGAAGUCCCGGAUGAAGAAGUUUCAGUCAUGGCUGUGCUGAGCGCCGUCAGUGCGGAUCGUCGUUGAAGCUUGUAAACGGACAUGAGCGGGUUCGGUGAGGAGUGAGGGGAGCCGUACAGCCGCAGACAAGUGAUUGGUCACUGUGAGGGGACUCCGGGGGACAAAGGCUUGGCAUGUUCUCUUCUCUGUGCCCCCCUAUGCCCGGGGGCUCUUCUCUCAGCCAGCCCCCCGCCCCAGCCCUCUCCACCUCGUCCUCAGCCGCCUCUUCCGUGUCCGGACACCGCCACAGGCCCCGGGAGCCCUCCGGGAAGCGGAGGAAAGAGCGGCACGGGAAAAAGAAACGGAGGCCCGAAGAGGCCACUAUGGGCCUGAUGGAGGAGGGAGAAGUGCCAGCUGUCCCUCGGGGAGCCCGGCACCAUAGAGACAGAAAGAAGAGGCACAGAGAACGCAGGAACCUCCUCAGGAAGGUCGGCACUCUGCACAGCGCCCCUGUGGAAUACGACGACGUCAGUUCGUUAUCCGAAGGCGAGCAAGGCCAGGAGGCUUCCUUCACACCGGCGCUAGGCCUCAUCCCAUCCCCAGCCUCGGAUAGGUGCCCCUCGCCGCCUAUGCUGCACCAAACGCCGCUGCCGCUUCUACGCCAGGCCGUGGACUCUGACAGGAGCGGCCGGAGGAAAAGGCGAAGGCAGGAGUCGGCUCCGAGGAACGAUGGCCGGGGAGGAGGAGGAGGGCGGACCGAGGACAGGAGGAAUAGGCAGGCCGCUGGGAACCUGUUGCUCCCCGAGCCUCUGAUGCACGUUCAGCCCUGGAGGCCUCAGGAGGAGUCCGCCAAGAGGACAGAAGUCAGGGCCGCGGCCUCGCACAGGCCGAAGAGAGAGGAGGCCGCCGCGGCCUCGUACAGCAAGCAGACGCCCAAGGCCUACAGAGGGGACCGGAGCUCGUCCAAGGCCUCGCCCCAAGGCAACCAUCGCAAGAAAUCGGCCAGUCCGGCCCGAUCACCCAGUCCUGGUUACAGCGGACACCGGCUAGGCCGCCGAUCUCCCAACUAUGAGAGGACGGACGCUUCUCCGGGCCGCAGGAGAUCCCGGAGCCCGUACAGCCCGGUCACUAGGAGGUCUGCAAGGUCAAGGAGCAGAAGUCCUUAUAAGUCUCGACGCUCUCGUUCACGAAGUAGACAUAGGGUGUCAAGAUCGAGAAGCAGACAGUCUAGCAUCUCCCCAAGCACCUUGACGCUGAAGAGCAGCCUGGCUGCAGAGAUGAACAAAAACAAGAAAGCCAGGGAAGCAGAGGCUGCUAGAGCUCUAGCAAAAGCUUCUAGCACCUCCACCCCUACUAAGGGACAGUCAGAGGCUGCCAGCAACUCCCAACAGGCAAAUCACGCCAAGGAGCAAAAGAAAAAAAAAAUAGACAUUGCCCCUGCCCCUGCUCCUGCCCCUGCCCCUUCUCCUGCCCCUGCUCCUGCCCCUUCCCCUUCUGUCAAAAGUGACAAAACUAAGGUGAAAACCUUGAUUACCUUGACUCCAGCACUAACUGUGGAUACUAGUGUACAAGCUGAUAAAACGGCCAAGACAAGUGUAAAGGUGAAGAAGAUGGACACUGUGAAAGAGGAAGCAUCUAUUCAGAAAGCGAAAAGCAAAGCACAUAAAAGUGUAUCAACUGGCUCUGAGAAGACUAAAAGUUUAGCAAUGUCGCCAGCAGCACCUUUAUCUCUACCUCUUCCGACCGCCCUCUCUAGUGAUGCAAAUAGUUUCAGAGUCUGUAUCCCUGGAAAAUCGGUCAAGAAGGAAAUGGAGCGAAAACUUCGGCACUUGUUGUCCGACUUGCCCCUCCCACCUGUCCAUUUUGGAAGUGGAGACCCGUCAUGUAGUCCAGAGGGGAAGAAAUCGGCAUUAAAGAACAAACGGAGGCCUAAGAUCUGCGGGCCUCGCUGUGGUGAAAUACCUGAGAAAGACAUCGACUGGGGAAAGCGAUGUGUGGACAAGUUUGACAUCAUUGGGAUAAUUGGAGAAGGCACCUAUGGACAAGUGUACAAAGCCAGAGAUAAAGACACUGGAGAAAUGGUGGCUUUGAAGAAAGUGCGCUUGGACAAUGAGAAGGAAGGUUUCCCCAUCACAGCUAUCAGAGAAAUUAAGAUCCUUCGUCAGCUCAACCACCAGAGCAUUAUUAACAUGAAGGAAAUAGUCACAGACAAAGAAGAUGCGGUAGACUUUAAGAAAGAUAAAGGAGCUUUUUAUUUGGUGUUUGAAUAUAUGGAUCACGACUUGAUGGGUCUGCUGGAAUCGGGAUUAGUGCACUUCAAUGAACUUCACAUAAAGUCUUUCAUGAAGCAACUUAUGCAAGGUUUGGACUACUGCCAUAAGAAGAACUUUUUGCACAGGGAUAUUAAAUGCUCAAAUAUUCUACUAAAUAACAGGGGGCAGAUAAAACUUGCAGAUUUUGGACUAGCAAGAUUGUACAGCUCAGAAGAAAGUCGGCCUUACACCAAUAAAGUUAUUACAUUAUGGUAUCGUCCUCCUGAGUUGCUGCUUGGGGAGGAACGGUACACUCCAGCUAUUGACGUCUGGAGCUGUGGGUGUAUUCUUGGCGAGUUGUUUACAAAGAAACCGAUCUUCCAAGCUAAUCAAGAACUUCUACAACUUGAAUUAAUUAGCCGCAUGUGUGGAAGUCCAUGCCCUGCUGUUUGGCCUGAUGUGAUAAAGUUACCAUAUUUCAACACCAUGAAACCAAAGAAGCAAUAUCGACGAAAAAUCCGAGAGGAGUUUGCUUUCAUACCCACUCCUGCACUGGACCUGUUUGACCACAUGCUAGCAUUGGACCCUAGCAAACGGUGUACUGCUGAACAAGCUCUACAAUGCGAAUUUCUCCGGGAUGUAGACCCAACUAAAAUGGCACCCCCUGACCUUCCUCUUUGGCAAGACUGCCAUGAGUUAUGGAGUAAGAAACGCAGAAGACAGAAACAAAUGGGAAUGAUUGAUGAUGCAACGGCACCAAAAGUACCAAGGAAAGAUUUAUCUGCUGGAAUGGAUGACAGCAGAAACAGCACUCCCCAAGGGAUCCAGACAUCUUCUCAGAUGAAGCCUCAGGGAUUUCCUGGUGUUGCAUUAGGUCACCCAAGUUCUGGACAACAGCUGAAUCAGAAUUCAGUGGCCAUUUUGCUGAACUUGCUACAGUCCCAGACCAGAUGUGUCAGCAUGGCACAGUUGGCACAGGUUUUGAAUAUCACUGUGAAUCCAGAGACCCAGCAACAGCUGAACAAUCUAAAUCUUCCACCUGGUAUUCUUGCAUCCAGUAAAUCCCCAGAGUCAAAAGAAGGAGCCUCCAUUCCAGCUGCAGUACCGGAACCCGAACAGCCCACCUUCCCAUCACUGCCUAUACCCAAGGCUAAGCCGGAUGCACCUCAGACAACCAUGCAGCGCACUUUUUCAGCCCUACUGGCUCAUUUAUUAAAAAAUCAAGAACAAAAACAACAAGCUGAGGCAACACAAGAACCUCCUGAGGAGAAGUUAGAAGAAGAAACGCCGAAACCCAGACGACCUCCAAGCCCUGCACCUAUUGAUGAAAAGGAACUUGUUGAUCACCGUGAUCCAUCAGUGAAAAGCUCAUCACCUGAACCAAAUCAUCCUCAAAUAUUGCCUCCAGAUCAGCGGCCCCCAGAGCCACCAGAACCUCCUCCUGUGGGAGAGGAAGAUCUUGAUUACCGGACAGAAAGGCAGCAAGUACCCAACACCAACAUGUCUGCUUGUGACCCCCAUGCAGAAGUUAAAGCAGCACUGUUGCAAAUUAUCAGGCUCCAGGCUCAGGAACAAGAUACAGCUGGUGUAGACUACUCUGGUGGCAAACCAUUUACCAAGACUUCAGACAGCACUGAGCAAUGUGGACCAUCUUUCCUCACAACGCCCUAUAGCAGUGAGAGACCUAGUAACAUGCCUGCUACUGUUUUAGAAAGGCACCCGGAAAACCAGCCUAUUGAUAACUACAGUACUCCUUCAUCUCAAAUCAGUAACCAGCUUCCUGCAAACCCUCCUUUUCAAGAGCCCUUCUGUAAUUCUGCCGCCACUUACAGGGACAGCUACCUCAAUGCUGGUUCCAUGUUAUUUAGUGGUGACAAAGACCACAGAUUUGAAUAUAGUCACAGCCCCCCAAUUAUUUUGGCAAACAAUAAUCUCUCUGCAGGAAUGGACAGUCGUACAAUGCCAACAAAAAUGCCUAACUUUAGCUACAGCACUAAUGUACCAGAGCAUCCUGGUCUACCUGCGAUGAUGCACAGACCUGUGUGGGCGUCCCCCCACCAGGCACCUGCUUUCUCUCAAGGACAUGGGGGACAUAUGGGUACAUAUGUCAGAGGUCGUGGGAGGGGCUUACCAUUUUGAUUUUUCUUUUUCUUUUUUUUUUUUUCUCAGGCAAAGUAUUUCUAUCUGGAAUGACUUUUUAAUUUUUGUCAAAGCUGCAUUUUCCAGCAGCUACAAAAUAGACUUAAGAAUGAGUCUGACAACAGCUUUAUUUUUUAUGUAAUAUAAAAUGGUUUUGCAAUACGACAGCAAACAGUGGAGGGGAGGGCAAAUACUGCAAUUCAUGUAUUUGAGAGCUAAAUAACUAAUUUACACAUUGACAAAUAUUAGUUAAAUAUCUUCAUUUUGUACUUUACCAUUUUUGAAGUUUAAUUAUUUUAUGGGCAUCAGCUUUUGUUUUCCCCACUGGCACUUGCAAGAAUUUUGAAGAAUAUGGCACAUUUGUGCUUAUUUUUUUGUACAUUUGGACCAAUGACUGGUAAUUACAAGGCAGUGCUUUAAUUCCUUGGUAUCUGUUUCUUUGUACAAAAACUACCUUUAGUCAAAGGUCAUUGUCGGUUCUUUCACUGCUUUCAGUGUCAUUGUGAAACUAGUGCUCAUUUCAGACAGAAUAAUAAAACAACCUUUUUCUUGUGAUGCAAA
Molecule: messenger RNA, 5209 nt
Organism: Rana temporaria (common frog)
Lineage: Eukaryota; Metazoa; Chordata; Amphibia; Anura; Ranidae
Gene: CDK13
Product: cyclin dependent kinase 13
Biological process (GO): positive regulation of transcription elongation by RNA polymerase II; protein phosphorylation; transcription elongation by RNA polymerase II
Cellular component (GO): nucleus; cyclin/CDK positive transcription elongation factor complex
Molecular function (GO): cyclin-dependent protein serine/threonine kinase activity; RNA polymerase II CTD heptapeptide repeat kinase activity; ATP binding
Source: RefSeq, a predicted model, not a curated record